GCCCCCUUCCCCAUCAUGCUCAGCGGCGCAGCUUCUGCUUCCGGCGGGAGAGUCGGGGACAAGAUGGUGCCUCCGGUGCAAGUGUCUCCCCUCAUCAAGUUCGGCCGCUACUCGGCGCUGCUGGUAGGGGUGGUCUAUGGAGCCAAGCGGUACGACUACCUGAAGCCCCGAGCUGAAGAGGAAAGAAGAGUUGCCGCUGAGGAGAAAAAGCGCCAGGAUGAAUUGAAACGUAUCGAGAGAGAACUGGCAGAAGCCAAUGAUGACAGCAUAUUGAAAUGAACAGGUCACGUUGGUCCUUAUUUCCAUCCCGGGCAGUGGAUUAAUAAAGAUUUCAGUGAUGCAUCUA
Ornithorhynchus anatinus (platypus) is the source of this 346-nucleotide messenger RNA. RefSeq names its product ATP synthase membrane subunit e (gene ATP5ME). NCBI's taxonomy places the organism in Eukaryota, Metazoa, Chordata, Mammalia, Monotremata, Ornithorhynchidae. Bases 16 to 279 code for a protein of 87 amino acids. Gene Ontology annotation, biological process: proton motive force-driven ATP synthesis. Gene Ontology annotation, molecular function: proton transmembrane transporter activity. The record is from RefSeq and is a predicted model, not a curated record. The transcript has 4 exons.